AUGGCCCCUCGAACAGUUGUUGUCAUCGGUGCUACGGGCCUACAGGGCGGCUCCGUAGUAUCAGAACUCCUUCAACACCCCGGCACCUACAAAGUCCGGGCCCUCACUCGCGAGCCCACAAAACCCGCAGCUCAAUCUCUCGCUGCGCGCGGUGCUGAGGUCCGACGCGCUGAUCUCGAUGUCGGCGCUGAUGAUCUCGAAACCGCCUUCUCCGGUGCACACGCUAUCUACGCCUUGACCGACUUCUGGCAGAAGCAAUCCGCUUCUGCGGAGAUCGCACAGGGCAAAUCCAUUGCAGACGCUGCGGCCCGCAUCCCGACUCUCGAGCAUUUUGUCUGGAGUGCGCUGCCGGACCCGGAGAAGCUUUCUGGUGGCCGAUUCCUGAAUGUUAACCACUGGAAGAGUAAGAGUCUGGUGACUGAGUAUAUCCAGCACGAAAAGCCAGAAUUGUGGGCGAAGACCACGACCAUCCUCUUUCCGAAUUAUUUUGAAAAUUGCAUCACGACUCCAGAGAGGUACCUACCUGUGCCGGAUGCGAAUGGGAUCUAUACCCUAUCAUUCCUCCAUAGUCCAGACACGGUGAUGCCUAAUGUUGCUAUCGCUGACACUGGUAAACUCGUACGGAUUAUCCUCGAGGCUGGCUCGGAGUACUUUACAAAGACAAUCGCAUUUUAUUCCCAAGCCCUCUCGGAGGCGGAAAAGCUGAAUGCACUAUGUGAAAGAUAUAACAUCCCAACACAAUACCGCAAGAUCAGCGCCGACGAGUUCCAGCGGAUUCUCGAAUCUCGGGAUGGCAUGUCUGCGGAGAUGGCACUGGACUUUACGGAGCAAUUAUUGAUCUUCGAAGAAUUUGGGAAUAUCUAUGCGCGGGAGGAGUUUGUUCAAGCCAAAGAGGUGAAUAUAUCCCGGGCUUGA
Molecule: messenger RNA, 915 nt
Organism: Aspergillus chevalieri
Lineage: Eukaryota; Fungi; Ascomycota; Eurotiomycetes; Eurotiales; Aspergillaceae
Product: NmrA/HSCARG family protein
Exons: 4
Coding region: 1-915 (304 amino acids)
Source: RefSeq, a predicted model, not a curated record